Messenger RNA from Rhagoletis zephyria (snowberry fruit fly), 4509 nucleotides. RefSeq names its product transcription factor 20. NCBI's taxonomy places the organism in Eukaryota, Metazoa, Arthropoda, Insecta, Diptera, Tephritidae. The record is from RefSeq and is a predicted model, not a curated record. Gene Ontology annotation, molecular function: protein binding.
GAAUAGAUAGCACCAACAACUACAAUUUGUAUAUGCACCAUUGUCAUUUGCAACACUUCCACUUCCUGCAUUGUGCCAUAAUCCAGAUUUCCACUUCCAGUCAAUUUUAGCAUUUCGAAAGCUUUUAACUGGUAUUUGCUUUUAGUGCCUUUUCCAUUAGAACAUUUUCGUGCUGAUAGUAAAAACAUUCUGGUCUGGUGUGCGCGCACUGCCGAUACUCUGGGAAAGUUAAAAAAAAAUAUUGCUGCUCAUAAAGUGAUAGUAAUCGAAGAGUGAUUCGCGCAAAGGGAAAACUAAAAUUUACUUAUAUUUGAAAAAGUUGUAAAAUUAAAUAGAAAAAUAUGUAGUGAAACGAAGUGCAAUGGCCACAAAUUGAGUUUUGGUGCGCAAAAGUUGUUUAACGCAAGGAGAGUGUAGGGCAAGAAGAGUGUGGGAAAAAUCAAUAGUUUUUCGCAGUAUUGUGUUUUGGCUAUGAGGCAAUAACAAUAACAAUAACAAUAACAAAAAACAAACAAAUAGCAGCAAAGUGAAAUGGAAAACGUGUAAAUAAAAAAAAAUGAAAUAACUAAAAAUAUUGAAAGUCAUUUGCAGUGAAAACAACUUGCAAAUAUUUCCCAAAUAUAAUUAAUAACCAAGCAAACGUAAACGCUUGUGGGAUUGCUGAUUAAAUGGCAAAACAAUUUUUAAGAUUAAAUUUCAAAUAACAACAGCAAAUGUUACAAAAAAAAAAAUCAACAACAUUCAUAAAAGAAACGCAUUAAAAAUUUAAACACCCAAACUCCACCCGCACACAUUUUCAACUGCAGCCAGCCAGCCACAAGUCACUCAACCACCCAACAACAGCCUUCUCCGCACCGCGGCGCAUGUUUCGUAAUCGCAUUUUAAUGGGCGUUGCGCACGCGCCCGGCAGCCGUCUGCUGCGUCAAAGCGCCGAAGCCACCAAAUUUCUAGCCAUACUUUUCCUAAUUUUGACAGAGAAUAUCGCGCGCAUCAGCUGCGGCCCAAAUGCUAUUAACACCGCCAGCGACGGCUAUGCGAGCUGGGCAGCCACGCGCGCAAGCGUAGUUGGCGGCCCCCUCGCUGCGCCGCCAGUCGCUCCAGUGGCCGUCGGUGUCGUCGAUACGCAUCGCUUGGCAAAACGAAUGGAUUUGGAGCUGUGUUUGGGCAAAUUCGAAAUCCACAAAAACACCAUAAUUCGCACGGGCGAAUCACAAACACUUGGCGGCAAGUACUUGCAAGGUCUUGAGCUCGACACCGCCGAGGAAUGUCAGCGCCUCUGCUGCGAAACGGAUUCCUGUGACGUUUACGUCUUCGAAGACAAAAGCGACGGCUAUUGUUAUCUUUUCGAGUGCGGCCCACCCGAGAAUUUCCACUGCAAGUUCACACGACAUGCCAAUUACACCAGCGCAGUGUUGACAGUCGCGCGGCAUGUGACCGAAGUGACGACGAUGAAACCAAGUGUGGCACACAUUGGCUCGACCAACAACAUUUCACAGCAAGAGUGGGAAUUGACAAGCUUAAAAGUGAAACCAGAAACGCGCGAUAAAACAGCAGUCGCAACAGGAAUGGGUGGAGUAGGGGGUGCGGUGUCCGGUGUGUCAGCUGUAGGCAAUGCUGCCGGAGGAAGCACCAAUGCGGCAGCAACUGCGGGCCCAGUGCCGAUGGUGGGCGUGGAGCAAAUACCGCCAUUGAGUGUAGCUUUUCCACAAAAAGUUUAUCCAACACAUUGUGGCCGCUUUCAGUUCACCUGUCAUUCGGGCGAAUGCAUUGCUGUCUAUAAUGCCUGUGAUGGCAUACCGCAGUGCGAAGAUGGCAGCGACGAGGGACCGGAAUGCUCCGCUGCCACUUCGACAGCAAAAUCGAAUGCCGAUGUUGGUUCUGCAAAUGCCAUGGAACCAAAGAUCGCUUUAAAGACCCAAUAUCAACUGCCUAUUGUGCAGCCACAAUUGCAAUCUGUGCCUCAAGUAGACCAGAUACAACAAAAACAGCAGCAAUCGAUGCCACAAAUGUCGCCUGGUGUUGUACCACCACUCAUAAAUAAUCGCGAGGAUGCUGGAGCUUGGGCCAAUCGUAAAACUGCAGUCUCUGAUGCCAAUCACGCUGAGCAAGCAGCAAAUGAUGUGGACUUGAAUAGUCGCAUCUUCAGUCACAAAGGUGGCAUCCAAGUGCCCACCACAGGCGUGAAUGCAAACAACAAUCCCAACAGUGUUAUAGUCAAUUCUUACGCUAGCACCAAUAACAACAACAACAAUCCGAACCUUAAUCUAAAUCCCGUUUAUAAUGCGGCAACCUUGCAACGUAACGGUAUUUAUCUGCCUCAAAUGAACGAUCUAUCUGAGGGUGGAGUCUAUGGGCCACAACAACAACAACAAUUGGCCCCACAGCAGCAGCAGCAGCAACCACAAUAUGUGGUGCCACAAGGCCACAUGAUGCUACCGCCGAAUGUACAGUGGCAGAUGCAACAACAGCCACCACCACAACAGCAACAGCAACGAGUGGUGCCGCAACAACAGCCACAGCGGGCGCCACCACAACUACAACAACAAAUACUGCCUAUGCCUCUGCAACCGGGACCAGCUUAUAUAAUAAAUACAGUUGAGCAGCAACAACAACCAGCAGCAGCACCAGCCGACAAGAUAGCCACAGCUGAGACCGCGCAUGCUGGCACAGCUACGACUGCCACCAACGCGGAAAAUACCGCACCCCAACAGCAACCGCAACCAGUAGCGCAGCAGGCGGCAGCACAAGUGGCCUUAGCAGCAGCGGCGAAGUCAAAUGCAGCGCUUGGCGCGACCGCACAGACACCGGACGCCAGCAAAGUAGCUGGCAAAACUGCUGAAACGCACGCCGCUGCCGAGGAGGAAUAUGAAGACUCUGAUGAGGAAGAAAAGUCCACGGAGGCGCCAAAGAAAAAACACAAACACAAGAAAUUGGCCGCCAUCCAAAAGGCGGAUGCGAAGAAGAAGCCCCAGCUGGAUCCGAUCGAAUUGGCGCUUGAAGAGCAACGACAACGCGCACCCGUUCCAUUGCCCUUACACGAACAAUACCGAAUGAUACACGAAAACCUCGGUUUGGAAUUUCGCGAUCACGACGGACAAUCAGAGCGUCCGGGCGGCGCUAUGCUCUCGCUGACGCUGGGACUGCUUGUCACGGCGGCGCUCGCCAUACUCAUUGGCUGUCGCAUGCGCACCGUGGGUCGACGCACACGUCGCAUGGGCGGCAAGACGCCUUAUUCGCAUGAGGCUGAUUUCCUAGUGAACGGCAUGUACUUGUAAGGCCACUCGAGGAGCCGAGGAGAGGGAGUGAUGUUAACGGCUGAUACUCCGGCAAGAUACUAGUUUAGCGCGGCUGUGGUGAAUAAAUAGAACAACAAAAGAAGAACAUCAAACUAAUACAUAUUUACGAAUGUAAGCGUGUGUGUGAAUUUUUGAACGGACGUACCCCAAAGUAACGCUUAUAGGGUAUGGAGAAGACCCGCACUAAUGGGAAGGAAUAUCGACUUAGCAUAGUACUCUCGAUUUUUUUUCUAAACUCGAUUUUUGUUUUGUUUUAAUUUUUAUUCACUAAAAUAUUUAGCCUAGUUUUAAAAGUAGAGUGUAUGUAUGUAUGUAACUAGAAAAUGGGCCGUAUGAAUAAAAACUAAGCAGUUGCUUUUUGUUAAAAUGCCAGAUCUCUUACAUAUUUAAGUAAAAGGUCUGAAAUUUUAAGAAAAAAGCCAUUUCAUAGUUUUUAUUCCUACGGCCCAAUAUCGAAAUCGAUAAUAUUACCCUUUCACAGAUAAAAAGUUUCCGAGGUGCAUUUUCAAUAAAUUUGCUUGUACUCGACUAGUAACGACCAACAGACAGAGUUCUUCAGAGAUUCUACAGUUCCGAACGGGAAAAAACUCUUCGCCCGGACACCAUAAACGUUCUCUUCAUUAGCUUGUAAGAAAAUGAAAAAAAUGCCAAGUGGAUUCCACUGCAGGGUAUAAAAUCACUAAAUAUUUGCAACAAUAUAUUUCGUUUGAAAUUUUAGUUAAUUUAUAGAUUAUAACUUAGUUCCUUGGAUGGACGUUAUUAUAUACUCUGGUUGUCUUCAUUUUUGAGUUCUUAUUUGAGUUCUUAUAUUUGAGCCGACUUUCCUCGGUGUUGUUGUUUGAAAACGAAACAAAAACGAUAAUUUGGCAUCAUCGCUGGCGUUAUCAACAUUUAUCGGAAACAUGUCGGUGUUACCCAUUUUGAAACAAAGAUUGUAACGUUAUCUCAUUGUUAAGAAUUAAAUUGAAAUGAUUGUUGUUAACUUUCCUUCGCCAGUUCAAGCGACGAUAAAAAUGACAACGCCAACGGGAAUACGCCCGAUUAUUAUUAUACUUGAAACCUAGUAAAAAAUCUGACCGUCGUCUAAGUUGGAGUGAGCACUUGGUGGGGAGCACAUUCAAAUAUUGUUGAAGAAGAUUUGGUAGUAUACUAAACAACAUUUUAUAAAUGUGAAUGAUACUAAGUAAAUAAACUGAUACUAAAUGUUGAAAAA